Molecule: messenger RNA, 1195 nt
Organism: Poecilia latipinna (sailfin molly)
Lineage: Eukaryota; Metazoa; Chordata; Actinopteri; Cyprinodontiformes; Poeciliidae
Gene: batf3
Product: basic leucine zipper transcription factor, ATF-like 3
Exons: 4
Coding region: 671-1015 (114 amino acids)
Biological process (GO): regulation of transcription by RNA polymerase II
Cellular component (GO): nucleus
Molecular function (GO): RNA polymerase II cis-regulatory region sequence-specific DNA binding; DNA-binding transcription factor activity, RNA polymerase II-specific
Source: RefSeq, a predicted model, not a curated record
UUAUUUUUUCUGAAUUAAAAAUGAUGCAGAUUUUUUAUUUAUAAUUAGGGCGACAUUUUUAUAGAAAUAAAUCUUCAUUCAACAGAAACUCUGACAGCUGCAGCCGUUGUUAGUUUCCAAAGACUUUUACUGGAAAAAGGAAACUUUUUCCAAGACAAAAGAAAAUCUGGUUUUGUUGCUCAGAAAUGAGUUUUAUUUUUUUCAUAUUUAUAAAAAUUAUUUCAAUAACCAAAAACUGCAUCUAUGAUUCCUGAUUAAAUCUGAUUAUUAACAUUUCAAUGGUUCCGAAAUAUGUGACCAAAAGUUUGUGCACCCCUGAUAGAAGGUCCAGGAAACUUUGCAGGUUUUUCAGUUUCUAAUAAUUAAACUUUUUAAACUUUUUAAACACUGAUGUGGCAGAAAAAACAUUUUCCUUGUUUUUCUUCACCUUUAAAUGAGCUGAACUUCACAGGAUAAUCUAAAAUAUCGGCCCGGUUCUGGAGCCGGAUCGGAUCUGAAUAGACUUGCUGCAGUCUGGACCGUCCCAUCUAUGGGGUCAGAGGUCACCACAGUCACCUGACUUCUGGAAACCAGAGUGAAGCUUGGGAAGUGAAAGGUGAUGUGAAACCGCUGCAGGUCCAGACCGCGCCGCGCCUCCUUCUGCUCCGGAUCGUCGUUCUGAGCGCUCAACAUGUCGGAUCCGUCCAGCCAGCAGCAGCCGGGCCGGGCCGCUCACCUGGGCGGCGGAUGGACGGGUCUGAAGGAUGAAGGCCGGAGGAUGAAGAGGAGGGAGAAGAACCGAGUGGCUGCACAGAAGAGCCGCAAGAGACAAACGCAGAGGGCCGACCAGCUGCACCAGGCCUGUGAGCUGCUGGAGCAAAGAAACAGGAAGCUGAAGAGAGAGGUGGAUUCUCUCUCUGAGGAGCAGAACUUCCUCUCUGAGGCUCUCAGGGCUCAUGAACCUUUCUGUCCCAUCAUGCAUUGCUCCUUCGCCUCCUCCAGCCUGCAGCCUGACACCGCGGCUCGCUCAGUCUGAGGUCAGUGACCUUUCACAUCUGGAUCCAGCUGCCAGACAAUGAACUGACCUGCCGCCAGAGGGCGCCGUUUAUCCUCCAGCUGCUUGCAGGCGGCGGGACUCUGCUGAGUCAUCACACAUCCAGGAUUCUUUAUUAAUGUCAGAAUGUAUAAAAAAUAAAUUAAUUGAUCAAUAAAAAGU